Molecule: messenger RNA, 2340 nt
Organism: Malania oleifera
Lineage: Eukaryota; Viridiplantae; Streptophyta; Magnoliopsida; Santalales; Ximeniaceae
Exons: 2
Coding region: 525-1931 (468 amino acids)
Molecular function (GO): S-adenosylmethionine-dependent methyltransferase activity
Source: RefSeq, a predicted model, not a curated record
GAAACCCCACCCGCCGGUCACUGUUCCAACGUCACGGCCCUAUCAGGACUUCCAGCUCACUUCCCAGUACGCCCUUUACUCCUUGUCUCCUCCCAGAUUUCCAUUGUUCCAUUUCAAACCCUAACCCUGCUACUCUUUUAUACUCUUCUCUGCAACUCCACCCUCAAGAGAUCUCUCCUCAGACGCAGCACACUGGGUUGGUCUUCAAUGAAGUAAUGUAAGGUUUGAUUUUGGUUUCCCACAAUGGUUCAGGCGUGGUACGAGCAGAGUCCUCGGAGGGUUCCGAAGAGGGUCUGGUUAGGGUUCCAAAAGUCUCUGGGCGUCCUCGUGGGUGGAAAUCACACCUCCUCCAGGUUUUGCACUCGCUAAUCAUCUUCUUGUUUUUGAUUUUCUGGGUCAAUCUCUCUUUGCAUUCUCUGAUUUUUCCAUUUGAAAAAUCCAAGUUUGGAUUUCGGAAAAUAAGUGAUCUUUUACUCGCGAUUGUUCAUCGAAAGACCUGAAUCUGCGACACAAGCGAGGUGGGAAUGGAUUUCAAGGCCUUGAAAUGGCAAAUCCUUCACGGCUCAUUGGCCAGACGUUUGUUGCUUCGAGUUUUCUUGGUUGCACUUGCCAUGGCGAUAUUUCCGUUUGUCCUGAUUGUCCGCGAUGUCUGGGCAACUGAACCUCUUAUUUCGAACUAUGAUAAUUGCCCGGUGGACGAUGACCCGAACCCGCAUUUGUUUCCGGGUGGGUUUGUGAAAUCAACCUCAUCUUUCGCACUGACACUUUUUGGGUCAUCAUCGUCAAUGCCGUGUGAGGAAAAUGAGAAUUUGACAGUCAGUGUGUUUAGAGAGCUAAUGGGCAAGAACUUGUUGGGUUCUGGUUCUAAAGUUUUAUGUGUUGGAGAGGGAUCAGCCUCUGCUGUCUCGUCAUUGCGAGUAUUGGGCGUUUCCAAUGCUUUUGGGGUCCAUAGACACCCCUUCUUCUCCCUCUUGCAAAGCCGCUUUGUUUACAAGCUUGGUUUCGAGGACAAUUCCUUCGAUUUUGUGUUCUCCAGAGCUCUUGAUAGGGUUUCUGUUCCUGCCCUCUUCGUGCUCGAGGUUGAGCGUGUUCUGCGACCGGGUGGCAUUGGUGCUUUGCUUGUGGGUGCUCGGGAUUUGUACUCCGGUAGCUUGGUAAGGUCUGCCACCCCUGUUUCCUCAUUCCUCAAAAGCUCGGAUAUUUUGCAGGUAUGUGGCAUUAGUUCCUUCACUCUGGUUGUUUUCAAGAAAAGAUUUGACAGUGUUGGCUACUUUGAGUGGUAUCAUCUGCCCUACGAGUGCCCAUCAGUUACAAACAACCAGCCAUUUAUGAAGCACAUUGAGCCUCUUGUGAAGAAAAGCCCCGGAGAGCACGAAACAAAGAUUUCAUAUUUACCCAAGUUCGUGGAUUUUUCAUCAAGGAACAGGCUUAUAUAUAUUAAUAUUGGUGCAGGGGAAUAUUUGAACUCUAGCAUUGCAAAUUGGCUCAGGCCCUUCUAUCCCACACCACCUCAAGCUUUCAAUGUCUAUGUCAUUGAUCAUAACACUUCUGCACUCUCAUCUUAUGUGAAAAAACCAGGUACCACCUUUGUUUAUCAUCCAGGCCUAGCGGGAAGUAAGGCCACUGCCAAUGCCAAUUCUGGCAGGGAUGAUUGGAUUAUGCCUCCGGAUGAUGAGUUUGAUUUCAUUAACUGGUUUAAGAAUACAGUGGCUGCUGGGGAUUUUGUCAUCCUCUUGAUGAAUGCAAGAGCAGAAGAGCUGAAACUUCUAUAUGAACUGUUUGAAACCGGAUCAAUAUGCCACGUUGAUGAGCUAUUCCUUCGCUGCUCAGACAGUGUAGAUUGCAAGAAUUCGUUGUGCGGAGACUGCAUGAGCCUCCUCAAGAGUCUCAGGAGGAGUGGUAUCUUUGUCCAUCAGUGGUGGGGGGACUAGACCUCCAUCUCAAGUUUAUCCAUGGUGGAGAAAAAUAAAUCAAGGGAAUUAAUCUUGAAGAAAUUCCAAGAAUUGCAGAAGAGGAGGGGAAAUUUGGAGCUGCUAUGGAGGGUUCAUACGAAGUUGGAGAAGUGGUCAAUCUAGGGACUUAUAGGCUUGUUGCACCAUGCCUGGGACAUAGAAUUUGAAGAAUCUUCACAAAUAUUUCCAUUAGACCUAGUAUAGAUGGUGUUUCAAGUGAUAUGCUGGUAAAGCAACCUGACAUAAGACGUGUAUAUUUGUUGAUUUUGUGUAUUGGGGCUUGGACUUAGGCCUUUUAAUUUAAAUCAGUGUGAAUUUGAUUGAAAUUCAAUGUAAUUUUGUAUUAUAUAUUUUGGCUCAAAUCACACAAAUUUAUGUGAUGCUUAAA